Molecule: messenger RNA, 3126 nt
Organism: Perca flavescens (yellow perch)
Lineage: Eukaryota; Metazoa; Chordata; Actinopteri; Perciformes; Percidae
Gene: mier1b
Product: mesoderm induction early response 1b, transcriptional regulator
Exons: 13
Coding region: 76-1632 (518 amino acids)
Biological process (GO): negative regulation of transcription by RNA polymerase II
Cellular component (GO): nucleoplasm
Molecular function (GO): transcription corepressor activity; histone deacetylase binding
Source: RefSeq, a predicted model, not a curated record
GAUACUGCAGGUGGGCGGGGCUCUACAUCCGGGAACUACGGCUAACCCCUGACGUGACCCUGCAGGAUUGCAAACAUGGCGGAGCCCUCCCUCGGGAAUUCGAGCCCAGGAGGUUCAGCAGGUUCCGUUGACCAUGAUUUCGACCCGUCAGCAGACAUGCUUGUCCAUGACUUUGAUGAUGAACGCACCCUGGAGGAAGAAGAAAUGUUGGAGGCAUCAGAUGAGACCAACGCCAAUGAGAUUGAAGAUCUUGCACGGGAGGGAGAGAUGCCCAUUCAUGAGCUGCUGAGUCUGUAUGGUUAUGGGGGCGGUUCACCAGCAGAUGAAGAUGAAGAUGAGGAGGAGGAGGAGGAGGAGGAAGAACCUGAGGAAGAAGAGGAUGACGAGGAAGAAGAGGAGGAAGAGGACUUUGACAACGAUGAAAGCAGUCAAAGGACUGGCGAGUUAAAAAGAAAUGAGGGUGAGGGUGUUAAGAUCUCGUUGGGACAGAGGGAUGAGGCCCAGGCAACCUCGGAGGUUCGCACACGCUCAGUCAGGUCCCUUGGCACAGCAGAACUCAUUCGCCCACAGAAACUCAAGUACUUUGAAAGUAAUAAUGAUGUAGAGGAGGAGUCAGAUGAAGAUGAGGACUAUGUUCCGUCUGAAGACUGGAAAAAGGAAAUCAUGGUGGGUUCAAUGUAUCAGGCAGAAACUCCUGUUGGCCUGUGUAAAUAUAAAGACAAUGAAAAAGUUUAUGAAAAUGAUGACCAGUUGUUGUGGAACCCCGAGUGUCUUCCUGAAGGCAAAGUGGUGGAGUUCUUGACCGAGGCAUCGAGGCGGACAGGAGAGGAGAAGGGAGUGGAUGCAAUCCCAGAGGGAUCCCAUAUCAAAGACAAUGAACAGGCAUUGUAUGAACUAGUGAAAUGUGACUUUGACACAGAGGAAGCUUUAAGAAGACUUAGGUUUAAUGUAAAAGCAGCCAGAGAGGAGCUAUCUGUCUGGACUGAAGAGGAAUGUAGACAUUUUGAACAAGGACUAAAAGCUUAUGGGAAAGACUUUCAUUUAAUACAGGCCAACAAGGUGAGAACUAGGUCUGUAGGAGAAUGUGUGGCCUUUUAUUACAUGUGGAAGAAGUCUGAGCGUUAUGAUUUCUUUGCACAGCAAACCAGACUUGGAAAAAGGAAAUACAACCUUCACCCUGGUGUCACAGACUACAUGGACAGAUUACUGGACGAGACGGAGAGCGCCACGUCCAGCAGGGCGGCGUCGCCUCCUCCCACCACCUCCAGCAGCAGCGCCAGCCACUCGGAGAGGGAAGACGGCAGCAGUCAGAACGGUAUCGCAAGCCACAAUUCAAACCACCCAGUGGACGGCGCUCAGUUGCCCCCAGUAAAUCAAGUCCCGUCUGAGUCCGUUCAGUCCAACGGUCCCUCCCAUCCGUCAGUGGAAGCUCCUCCUCCCAUCUCAGACAACAACUCCAAUGGCUGCAGCCAACCCGGUGCGCCCAACCACGACCAAAAUGGUUCUCUGGAGCCUCCGCUGGAACACAGAGACACGGCAACAGCACACGAAAGGCCGGCCAAGAGAUGCAGGACUGAGGCCGAGCCGUUAGGCCAAAGUGAGGUGGAAGCAUCCAGAACACAGGAGGACUGAAGGAUACACAGUUACGUGAUGUAGACUAAUAGACGCUGAAUUGGGCGGGAAAUUGUCCCUGCUUCCCCAGAGGAAAAGGGUGAAGAGGAUGAGGUAAGAUGAGCCCCUCUUGGCCCGUGAGCGUAGUAUCUCCUAAGAGCAGACUCACUCUUUGAUAAGGUCAAAGGUCACUGAAAGUCACACCUUAAAGAACACAGCCAACCAAACUGCAGCUGGUCCUCCAGGGGUCCACCCCCCCUCUCCAUGUACUGACUGCCUGCAGAGCUCAUUCCAAAGUACCACAGCUCCACCAUGUCCUACAAAACAUCUUCUACCAAUCGUCUUUAUUCCCUUUUUGGUGACAGACUAAACAAAAUUUUGCCAAGAAUUUCCUUUUUCUAUUUGUACUCAAAGAAAAUAAAUCACCUGUGAUAUUUUUUUACACAAGAGAUAUUUAUAUUUUUUAACAAAAGAAAAACUAUGAUAGGUAACUGCUGUUCAGGCUAUUUGAACAUUUGAUGAAACGGGACAGGUUUUAAACGGUUAUGUGCUGGUGCUGUCGCUGGCUCUCUUUAGUUGCACUUUGAUUGUAUGUUCCUCAACAUUACUGAUAAGGAGUGGUGUCGAAACCCAGCAGAAUAACAUUUUCACUCGUCUUCUGGCCGUUUGUUUGAUUCUGAUGAAUAAACCAAUGGGUUAGUCCCCCCGCUGGUUUGUUUGUGUAAAGCAGCUGACAUCAGUGAUGUCCUGUAUUAUAACUCAUGUAGAAGAUUGCUGUAUUUUUGGAUUUUCAUAGUCAGUGCUUUGCUCAACGCGUUGUUUUUAAUAGACAGAAUGUCCGUGCUUUUUAAUGUAAAGUUUGUAUAGAUUUCUUACCUUGAGAAGUUGGUACAUUUUUAUAGCUGUCUGUCCAUCUGUAUGUUCUGGUCUUCCUUACAGGCUGGGCUUUUUGUUGUGAAAUCUUUCGCUCUGUUGCUCAAAGAUGGAUGUAAUAAAAAAAAAAGUAGCCAUUCCUCUUUCCCUCUCUGUUCGACAGCCCUUCCCAUUCCUGUGUGACCUUGCGCAAUCUGAAAUGUUUGUAGCAGAGAGCCUCACCUUUUGUGCGUAGAAAAAGGCCCACGUUGUGGUUCAGUUUGCUGCUUGCCUUUGGUUCAAAACCUCUGCUUACUCAAAGUGCUUAGUUUCAGCCCAUAUUUCCUGUCUUUCCUCAGUGAGAGGCUUCAGAGCAGUGAGACAGACCAUGUUGACAUGGGGGGGGUCAUUUUGUUUUGGUACACUAGCUGUUCAGGUUGAUGCUUGCGUCUUUUACUUUGUACUCCAGCUUUGAACUUAACAUUCACAAAUUAAGAUAAGUUUGUCUCAAAUAAUGUUGAUCCAUGUAGUAUUUUCUUUCCCUUUUGUUGACAAUGAUGUCUUGUUUCUUUUCUCUGUAAAUGAAUAAAAAUGAAAUGUAUUCCAAGACUGGCUAUGAAUGGAAUAACAUUGGCUAUAUUUAAUAAAUGUAUUAAUGAGUGA